UUGCGGCAGGUGACGUAACAGGGAAAACGAAAUCCGCUGCUGUUAGCACUGAAUUGAAGUGCUGAAGUUUUUCGACUUUCCCAUUUUCUCGGUCUUCCUUCAACAUCGGAGCGGGGACACGGACGAUGGACAAUAGCGGGAAAGAGAAGGAAGCUAUGGCGUUAGUGGCCGAGGCUGAAAAGAAAAUGAAAUCGUCGCAGUCGUUUUUCGGGGCGAUGUUUGGGGGUUCCUCCAAGACUGAAGAGGCCUGUGACAUGUAUGUGAGGGCGGCCAACAUGUACAAAAUGGCCAAAAAUUGGUGUGCCGCAGGAAACGCAUUCUCCCAAGCAGCUCACCUGCACCUACAGAUGCAGAGCAAGCACGACGCGGCGACUAACUUCAUAGAUGCAGGGAAUGCCUUCAAAAAAGCGGAUCCACAAGAGGCCAUAAACUGCCUAAAUCGAGCCAUUGAGAUUUACACUGACAUGGGGCGCUUCACUAUUGCAGCGAAACAUCACAUCACUAUUGCAGAAAUAUAUGAGACUGAGAUGGUGGACAUCGAAAAGGCCAUUGCUCAUUAUGAACAAGCUGCAGAUUAUUACAAAGGGGAAGAAUCUACCAGUUCAGCAAACAAGUGCCUUCUGAAAGUAGCGACCUACGCAGCUCAGCUGGAGCAGUACCCGAAAGCCAUCGAGAUCUAUGAACAGGUUGGAACCUACGCGAUGGACAGUACACUCCUGAAAUACAGUGCCAAGGAUCACUUCUUCAAGGCGGCGCUCUGUCACUUCUCUGUAGACAUGCUGAAUGCAAAACUUGCUGUGCAGAAGUAUGAAGAGAUGUUUCCAGCCUUUUCAGACUCGCGGGAAUGCAAGCUGUUGAAGAAACUUCUCGAUGCCUAUGAAGAGCAGAACGUGGAGGCCUACACCGACUCGGUGAAGGAAUUCGACACUAUUUCCCGGCUGGACCAGUGGCUCACUACCAUGCUUCUCCGUAUCAAGAAAACCAUACAGGAAGAUGAGAGCGACCUUCGCUGACCCCCCAACCCGCUCGUGACCUCAAGCCCUCUGCAACCGAUUUUCUGUUUCGCCUGGAGCCUCUCACUUCUCUUCUAGCAGCAAUCUCAAUUGUUGAACCCUUAACCCCUUAUAUUCCCUCUCAGAUGCUGUUUCUUUCCCACCAUCUGCAGAAUUUGUUCUUUCCUCUUUUAAUCCGCUCAGCUCUAAAAAUGAUUCUCCUCUAGGAAUGAAUACUAUGUUAUUUGCUUAUUGUUAUGAUCCAGGUAUUGGCCCAAUACAAAAUAAUAACACCAGCACGGUUAUGAAAUAAAGGGUUUCUUUCAUUUUUCUUGUCAAAAAACGUUUGAGGAUGCCAAUUCAAUAACACAGAUCGAAUGUUUUCCGGAACGCGUUGGAGAAUUAUUCUAAUUUACCAAAUUCCAAAAAGCACAAACAUUGGUCUUUGGUACUUUUGCGUGCUCGAAGCAUACAGAUCAUAUCAGGACACCUCUAAUCUAACAGCACUGCAUAGCAGCAGCAGAGCUCCACUUCCAGCCUGGAGGACAAGAGCUUCUGAGGUGAUUCCACAGAAAAUGCCCACUUUGCCUUAUUCUGCCUAGUUCUCAGGAUGUGAGGAUUAACUAACAAAAUUAUGCUUUUUAGAAGCAUUAUCCAUUCCUUUGCUGAGAACCUUUUGGCAGGUUUGGGGAAGAUGAACACAGGAACAGGCUUUUCCCACAGCAUAGGAGUCUGUGCGCUUUCAUGUUGUAUUGUGUGAUUGUAUCAUAUCUGCUUUUGUCCUGUCAUAAGUCAACAGGCUGGGAAAAGGUCUGCACGAGAAGCAAUACGUCAGCUUUUUUGAUCCAAACACUGUGCUCAUUUACCCUCCUGGUGAUUUUGCCAAGAGACAAUUGGUCUUAAAUAAUUUGUACGUCUUUCAUGUUUUCUGUCAUGCGUCUGAAUAAACCUGUCUCUGAUGUAACCCAUUCUGA
Molecule: messenger RNA, 1966 nt
Organism: Gasterosteus aculeatus aculeatus (three-spined stickleback)
Lineage: Eukaryota; Metazoa; Chordata; Actinopteri; Perciformes; Gasterosteidae
Gene: napab
Product: N-ethylmaleimide-sensitive factor attachment protein, alpha b
Biological process (GO): intracellular protein transport; SNARE complex disassembly; synaptic transmission, glutamatergic
Cellular component (GO): synaptobrevin 2-SNAP-25-syntaxin-1a complex; vacuolar membrane; terminal bouton
Molecular function (GO): soluble NSF attachment protein activity; syntaxin binding
Source: RefSeq, a predicted model, not a curated record